CCAUGGCAGGGGUUUUGGAACUGAAAAUCCCUUGCAACCCAAACUAUUCCAUGAUUCUUGGAUCCACUGGACAACCAGGAGAGGCUCUUGCCUCUUAUAUCUUUUGCAAACUUCAGCUUGGAGCAUCCCAUGGUUGUUCCAUCCGCGUGGAUGAGAUGAAACCUCUCCAAGGAGGAUCCUGCCUCCUGGAAUUGGUGUGAUUCAGGAACAUCCCACUGUGCCAAGAGCUGUGGACAUUGAUCCUGGAGCAGGAGGCGCUGAGGUCCUGCCAGUGACUCUUCUCCCCCCUUGUCCCUGUUUUGGUGGAGUGUGGAAUGAAAACCCCUGAAGCUGAGCUUGGCCACGGAGGAAAUCGCCACGUUUUAUGCCAAAAUGCUCGACCACGAAUACACGACCAAGGAGAUCUUCCAGAACAAUUUCUUCCACGACUGGAGGAAGGAAAUGACCUCGGAGGAGCAGGAGAUAAUCCAGGAGCUGACCAAGUGUGACUUCAGUGAGAUCCACAAGUACUUUGUGGACAAAAGCGAGGCACGGAAAGCGCUCCCCAAGGAGGAGAAGCGGAAGCUGAAGGAGGAGGCAGACAAGAUCCAGGAGGAAUAUGGCUACUGCAUCCUGGAUGGGCACCGCGAGAAGAUCGGCAACUUCAAAACGGAACCGCCGGGUCUGUUCCGUGGCCGUGGUGACCACCCCAAAAUGGGGAUGCUGAAGAAGAGGAUCAUGCCAGAAGAUGUGGUCAUCAACUGCAGCAGGGAUUCCAAGAUUCCUGAGCCCCCAGAGGGUCACAAGUGGAAGGAGGUUCGCUUUGACAACACGGUGACCUGGUUGGCCUCGUGGACAGAGAACAUCCAGAACACCCUGAAGUACAUCAUGCUGAACCCCAGCUCCAAGCUGAAGGGGGAGAAGGACUGGCAGAAGUACGAGGUCGCUCGGCGCUUGAAGGACGUUGUCCAUGAAAUCCGGGCUCGGUACCGAGCGGAUUGGAAAUCCAAGGAGAUGAAGAACAGGCAAAGAGCAGUGGCCCUCUACUUCAUUGAUAAGCUGGCCCUGAGAGCCGGGAACGAGAAGGAGGAAGGGGAGACGGCGGACACGGUCGGCUGCUGCUCCCUGCGCGUGGAGCACAUCCGGCUGCACCCCCGGCUGGACGGGCAGGAGCACGUGGUGGAGUUGGACUUCCUUGGGAAGGAUUCCAUCCGCUACUACAACAAGGUGGCCGUGGAGAAGCAGGUCUUCAAGAACCUGCAGCUGUUUAUGAAGAACAAGGACCCCUCCGAUGACCUCUUUGACAGGCUCACUACGACCUUCCUGAACAAACAUCUCCAGCACCUGAUGGACGGUUUGACGGCCAAGGUGUUCAGGACCUACAACGCCUCCAUCACCCUGCAGGAGCAGCUCAAGGCCCUCACCAACCCUGAGGACAACGUUGCUGGGAAGCUCCUCUCCUACAACCGAGCCAACCGUGCUGUGGCUGUGCUGUGCAACCAUCAGAGGUCUGUGCCCAAAACCUUCGCCAAAUCCAUGGAAAUCCUGCAGACCAAGAUCGAUGCCAAGAAGAAACAGGUGGAGGAAGCCCAGCAAGAGCUGAAAAAAGCUGAAGAUGAGUUGGAAGGCCCAAAAGAUGCCAAAGCAGAAGCGAAUGUGGAGAAGAAGAAGAAGCUGCUGAAGAGGCUGGAGGAGCAGCUGGCCAGGCUGAAUGUCCAGGCCACAGAUAAGGAGGAGAACAAGCAGAUAGCUCUGGGCACUUCCAAGCUCAAUUACCUGGAUCCCAGGAUUAGCAUUGCUUGGUGCAAGAAGUUUGGGGUGCCCAUCGAGAAGAUCUACAACAAGACCCAGAGGGAGAAGUUCGCCUGGGCCAUCGCCAUGGCCAACGAGGACUUUGAGUUCUGAGCCCGCUUCCACCUUCAGUCCUUCAUCUGGUGCUGCUGGAAAGCUUCUUUUAUUUUUCCCUGCUGCUGCAGGAGGCUGAGGGGUUGUCUAGGAGAAGAAUUUGAUGCCUUUUUUGUAGACAGAAGAAAACCUCUGGUUUCUUUUCGAGCGGGUUUUGCUGAUUGUGACCCUCGCCCUGAGUGACUUUGGGGGAGCUCCUGAUUCCUCCUUGGAGCUACCAAGUGCUUGGGAUUUUGUUUUUCUUUUUUUCCUUUGUGAAGAAGAUUAAAUGAGAGCCUUAA
Messenger RNA from Chiroxiphia lanceolata (lance-tailed manakin), 2165 nucleotides. RefSeq names its product DNA topoisomerase I, mitochondrial-like. NCBI's taxonomy places the organism in Eukaryota, Metazoa, Chordata, Aves, Passeriformes, Pipridae. Gene Ontology annotation, molecular function: DNA binding; DNA topoisomerase type I (single strand cut, ATP-independent) activity. Gene Ontology annotation, cellular component: chromosome; mitochondrial nucleoid. Gene Ontology annotation, biological process: DNA replication; DNA topological change. The coding region runs from base 373 to 1884 and encodes 503 amino acids. The transcript is spliced from 13 exons. The record is from RefSeq and is a predicted model, not a curated record.